Molecule: messenger RNA, 3490 nt
Organism: Odocoileus virginianus texanus
Lineage: Eukaryota; Metazoa; Chordata; Mammalia; Artiodactyla; Cervidae
Gene: PCDHB7
Product: protocadherin beta 7
Biological process (GO): homophilic cell-cell adhesion
Cellular component (GO): plasma membrane
Molecular function (GO): calcium ion binding
Source: RefSeq, a predicted model, not a curated record
UCACUGCUACUUCAGUUCCUUUAACCCGCCAUCUUUUUGUUCUAUUCUUAAAAUCGGGAAUAACACCCACAAAACGCAAGGUGGCGCUGCAGGCUAAAAAGAGGAAAGAAAAAAAAAAUCGCAUAAAGGAUGUUGCGGAUGCCAGCGUUUAGAGGAAAGCUGACCAGACUAGAACAGUAGAGGAAAGGAAACCGUGGUAAGAGGAGUUGGGUAAAAUGGGAAUUCCUCCCUACAAGCACUGCUGUUAUCCAGUUCAUUUCUAAGGAUUCGAUUGAUGCCAUUUCUGAGUUGCUUAAGAACGAGAGAAAGUGUUUUUCAAAGUGGUUAAACGAAGAAUGGACGCCGGAGUGGAAUGUGCUGUGCAGCAAAGGCAAGUCCUCUUUCUUUGUGUAUUUCUGGGAAUGUCCUGGGCUGCUGAGGAACCGCUAGAGUAUUUUGUGGAGGAGGAAGCUGAGAGAGGCACCUUUCUGGCCAACCUAGCACAUGACCUGGGGUUCGGGAUGGAGGAACUGUCAGCCCGGGAGCCUAGAAUCAUUUCAGACCAGAAAAUAGGGUUUUUACUACUCGAUCCGCUUACUGGUGAUUUAUCUCUAAAUGAGAAAUUAGACCGAGAGGAACUGUGCGGCCCCAAAGAGCCUUGUGUGCUGCCGUUCCAGCUGUUAAUGGAAAAGCCUUUUGAGAUUUUCCGUGCUAAAUUAUGGGUUAGAGAUAUCAAUGAUCAUUCUCCAGUAUUUCUGGAUAGAGAGAUUCCCUUGAAAAUAUUAGAAAGUACCACCCUAGGGGCGGCAUUUCUUCUACAAAGUGCACAGGAUUCAGAUGUUGGAACCAAUAAUGUGAGAAACUAUACCAUCAGCCCCAAUGCCUAUUUCCACAUUAAUGUUCAUAAUGGUGCAGAGGGGAUUAUCUAUCCUGAAUUGGUCCUGGAUAGAUCGCUGGAUCGAGAAGAGGUGCCUGAGCUCAGUUUAAUCCUCACCGCCUUGGAUGGUGGCUCUCCGCCCAGAUCCGGGACUACCCUGGUGCGCAUCCUGGUUUUGGACACAAAUGACAACGCACCUGAAUUUGUACAGCCUCUCUACAAGGUGCAGCUGUGUGAGGAUAGCCCUGUGGGCUCUCUGGUUGUCACCGUCUCAGCUAGAGAUUUAGAUACGGGAAGUAAUGGGGAAAUAGUUUAUGCAUUUUUUUAUGCUACUGAAAGAAUUCUCAAAACAUUUCAAAUCAAUCCAAGAUCCGGCAGUGUUUAUCUCAAAGCGGAAUUGAACUAUGAGGUAAUGCAAACAUACACAUUAACUAUUCAGGCCAAAGAUGGCGGAGGACUUUCUGGAAAAUGUACCGUGGUGGUCCAGGUAACAGAUAUAAAUGACAAUCCACCAGAACUACUCAUGUCAUCACUUACUAGCCCAAUUAAAGAAAAUUCACUUGAAACAGUCGUCGCUGUUUUUAGGAUUCGAGACAGAGAUUCGGGGAACAAUGCAAAGAUGGUAUGUUAUAUCCAAGACGAUCUCCCCUUCGUCCUGAAGCCAUCUGUAGAGAAUUUCUACACCUUGGUAACAGACAGUCCCCUGGACAGAGAGGAAAGAGCCCAGUACAACAUCACCAUCACAGUCACUGACAUGGGAACCCCCAGACUGAAAACCGAGCACAACAUAACCGUGCUGGUGUCCGACGUCAACGACAACGCCCCCGCCUUCACCCAGACCUCCUACACCCUGUGGGUCCGCGAGAACAACAGCCCCGCCCUGCACAUCGGCAGCGUCAGCGCCACAGACACAGACGCGGGCGCCAACGCCCAGGUCACCUACUCGCUGCUGCCACCUCCCGACCCACACGUAGCCCUCGCCUCCCUCGUGUCCAUCAACCCCGACAACGGCCACCUCUUCGCCCUCACGUCCCUGGACUACGAGGCCCUGCGGGCCUUCGAGUUCCGUGGGCACCUGGUGGACGUCAGCGGCACGGGGACCCUGUCGCAGAGCUACCAGUACGAGGUGUGUCUGACGGGAGGAACUGGGACCAGAGAGUUCAAAUUCCUGAAGCCGAUUCUCCCCAAUCUCGCACCCCAGCGCAUAGGCAGGGAAGUGGAAGAAUAUCCCUCAUAUCGGAAUGAUUUGGGUUUGUGAUAAAAAUAAAAAAUACCGUUAUUGUAUCUGUGAAUAUAUUCCUGUUAAGAAAUUUAUCUCAAUUUUACCUGUAGAGGAGUACUUGCACAUCAUUGCAGGUAUUACUAAGGUCAAAGAAUGAAUUUCUUCACACAGGAAAGGAUUCACCUUUAGCCCUAAGAACACAAAGCAUGGAUUGGGUAUUGUCAUCUUUUGCCUCAGUUAUGCUUUGUGUGCAGUCUAUUACAUGACAAAUCUUGUUUGAGACGUUUUAAAUUGGAAUUCACUGUCUUCAAAUGUUAUUGCUACUUUUAUUUUCUGAGUUGAUUAGAGUGCUGUGCAAGUACCUUAAUUUAAAAAAAAUACCAUGCAAUAUAUACUUAUUUUGACAUUUUCAAUUUUAGAAAUAAACCUAUGAUGGGAGGUAUUUUAGAAAUGAGCAAACGUAUGUUCAUAGCGGUUCUGUGAGUUCACAAAGGUCACCAAUAAAUGGCAGAGCUAAGCAUCUCUUAUAAAUCUGAUUCUGGGGCCUUAUUGUGAUGCUAUACUGUAUUCUCUUGUUAGGUAUCACCUGGCAAGUUUCUGCCUAAUUAAAGAGAAAUCUUUCUCUCAUAUCUCUGUACAGUCUUUUCUGUAUUUGUAAAGAAUAAGAUGUGUACUGUGGUUUUAUUUUCUUAUAAACUAACAAUACAGUUUUUGUGGAUAAUAAUUCAGAAAUAAUAACUCAAGUAUUAUUUUUAAAGCUCUGACCUAACCAAAUCUCAAAAACAAUGGAAAGAUCCGUAUCUUCUUUUUGUUAUCUGAACUCAUGACCUGCAUUUCAUAGAAAAGAUUAAUGACCAUGAAUAGAAAUACAAUUAUUAAUUUUAAUCACUUAUUUCCCUCCCAUUGUAAUUUUUCUACGUUAGCCCCUAUUUGCUCUUUUUAACACAUUUUCCCUUUAAAUUGAAAGUUUAUUUUUAAAGUUAUAUUCAAUAUACUUAAAUGCUGAAUCAGGAAAAGGGGAGGAACAGAAUUUUACACAAUGAGAGAAAUUAAGACAUACCAUCCAAAUGUAAUGGAUGGUGGAUCUUUGAAUUUUGAUUCAAUGAGUACAACUUAGAAAUAAUUAGAAAAGUCUGACUAUAAACUGAUAUUAAACAAUAUUAAUUUCUUAGGUGUGAUAAGGUCACUGUAGUGUUUCUUAAAAACUGAAACUUAGAGAUGUAUAAUAAAAUUUUUACAAGUGAAAAUUUAGUUUGUCUGGGAUGUGAAAAUGUUGGGGAUAUAGGGUAAACAAUUAUGGCAAAAUAUUAAUACCUGUUCUAACUAGCUAUGAGUACCUGGGAGUUCGUCAUACCACUCUCCUUCAUUAUGGGGUUUGAAUUUUUUCAAAAAUAAAAGAUUUUUUAAAUGGA